ACUUGAACGUUUCUGAUUACCACAAGCAAUGGCAAGCCAUCUAUGUCAAGCCCUGCAACUACAAGCAACCUUUGCUUCCUUCCCACUUUGUGCUUAUAGGAAGUCUUCUUUCAAGUGUAGUGCGUUUGCACACGACUGUGCGAGUUGGUCUGAGUAUUUCUCCUUUGCUUUCUGUGCAGCUCUCUCUGGAUUUGUUUCGCUCUGGUCUUUCGUAAUUGAUAAUUCUAAGUUUAACUCUUUGAAGCAAUAAAUAGUAAUAAGAACUGGAAAUCCAUAAAAGUCUCAACUUGGGUAACAAUGCCUUGGCGAACAUGUUCCAAACGGUACCAGGCUUUGCUUCCAGUCGCUGCUAGUCGAGGAUUAAGUAGUUUUUCUAUUCAGCCCAAGAGAUCCAAUUCGUUGCCUGACCAAUGGAGUGGCCUAACAGCCAUCCAAGGAUCGAACUUUGUCUCAGAGGAGCUUUGUUCUUCUAAUUAUGUGGCGCAACUUGAAGCCUGUAUUCAAUCCAAGUCUUUGUCCGAAGGGAAGAAAAUACAUGAACGCAUCCUUAAACACAAUGGCUUUAUCAAGGAUUUCACGAUCCUGGGAAAAUUAACCCAUCUGUAUGUUAGAUGUAAUGAGAUUGAACUUGCUCGUCAAGUGUUUGACAAAAUUCCAAAGCCAAGUGUCAUUUUAUGGAACAUGAUAAUCAGAGCUUACGCCUGGAAUGGACCAUUUGAAAAGGCUAUUGAUUUGUACUAUGAGAUGCUGAAACGGGGAGUUAGACCAUCCAAAUUCACGUUCCCUUUCGUUAUCAAAGCCUGUUCAAGCCUACAAGCACUAGAGAUUGGGAGAGAAAUACAUGAGCAUGCAGAGAAACAUGGUCUUGAAUCGGACAUUUAUAUAUCAACCGCUUUGGUUGACCUAUAUGCCAAGUGUGGGGAUUUGUUUGAAGCGCAAAGAUUGUUUAAUAGCAUGUCCCACAGGGAUAUUGUUGCAUGGAAUGCUCUAGUUGCGGGGUUCUCACUUCAUGGACUUUAUGAUGAAAUGAUACAAAUAGUUGUCCAAAUGCAGCAAAGGGGAAUAAGUCCAAACUCUUCGACUAUUGUUGCAGCUCUACCGACAGUUGGACAAGUUAAUGCAUUACGCCAAGGGAAGGCUAUCCAUGGUUACUCUGUUAGGAAGAUCUUCAGUGGUAAUGUGGUUGUUGCAACUGGACUUCUGGAUAUGUAUUCUAAGUGUCAUAACAUAUCCUAUGCAAGGAAAAUCUUCGACAUGACAAGUGAAAAGAAUGAGAUAUGCUGGAGUGCUAUGAUUGGAGGAUAUGUUAUAUGUGAUUCCAUGAAGGAGGCAAUGGCACUUUAUGAUGAGAUGGUAUUAAAACCUAGGAUGAACCCUACACCUGUUACGCUUGCAAGCAUAGUACGAGCUUGCGCAAAUCUCACUGAUUUGGUUAAGGGAGGACAUUUGCAUUGUUAUACAAUCAAAUCAGGGUUUGAUAUAGAUACAACUGUUGGGAACUCACUGCUUUCUAUGUAUGGAAAAUGUGGGAUUUUGGAUGAUGCAAUUAGGUUUUUUAAUGAAAUGACCUCAAAGGAUAAGGUUUCUUACAGUGCUAUUAUAUCUGGGUGUGUGCAAAAUGGUUCUGCAGAGAAGGCUUUACUUAUUUUUCGCCAGAUGCAGUUAUCUGGCAUUGCCCCCGAUGUGGCAACUAUGGUAUGCCUACUUCCAGCUUGUUCACAUUUAGCUGCGCUACAACAUGGGACCUGCUGCCAUGGCUACUCAAUUGUCUGCGGAUUCACAGUAGAUAUCUCCAUUUGUAAUGCCAUUAUUGACAUGUACUCGAAGUGUGGAAAUAUUUAUACUAGUAGGGAAGUAUUUGACAGGAUGCCAAGGCGGGAUAUUGUAUCAUGGAAUACAAUGAUAAUUGGUUAUGGCAUUCAUGGGCUAGGCACAGAAGCACUUUCACUAUUCCAUGAAUUAAAGGCGUCAGGAUUAAAGCCAGAUGAUGUGACCCUCCUUGCUGUAUUAUCUGCGUGCAGUCAUUCAGGACGUGUCAUGGAAGGAAAAUAUUGGUUUAACGCUAUGAUCCAAGACUUCAACAUCAAGCCAAGGUUGGCGCAUUAUAUAUGCAUGGUUGACCUUCUGGCUCGAGCAGGAUAUUUGGAUGAGGCAUACACUUUCAUUCAAAGGAUGCCAUUUGAACCUGAUGUUCGUGUAUGGGGUGCAUUGCUUGCAGCAUGUAGGAUCCACAAAAAUAUUGAAAUGGGUGAAGAAAUAUCAAAGAAGAUCCAGUUGCUGGGACCUGAAUGUACUGGAAAUUUUGUCCUUAUGUCAAACAUAUAUUCAUCUGUAGGGAGAUGGGAUGAUGCAGCACACAUUAGAAUCAUACAAAGGGAUCAAGGUUACAAGAAAAGUCCAGGAUGCAGUUGGGUUGAGGUCUCUGGAGUAAUCCAUGGAUUUAUUGGUGGAGAUCAAUCCCAUCCACAAUCAGUAUCCAUUAAUAGAAAGUUAGAGGAACUUCUGGUGCAGAUGAAAAAAUUGGGAUACCGCGCAGAUUAUAGUUCUUCCCUUCAUGAUGUUGAAGAAGAGGAAAAGGAGCAGAAUCUCCUUUCUCACAGCGAAAAAAUAGCCAUUGCAUUUGGAAUUCUUAAUAUUAACCCAAGGAAGCCUAUAGUAGUUACAAAGAAUCUCCGAAUUUGUGUUGACUGCCACACUGCAAUAAAAUUUAUAACCCUUAUAACAGAGAGGGAAAUAAUAGUUAGAGACACAAGUAGAUUUCAUCAUUUUAAGAGUGGAAUCUGCAACUGUCAAGAUUUCUGGUAAGAAACGGGAAAAGUAGAAGUCAUAGAACCACACCUUGCCACGCACCUAUCCUUUUGUUUGAUCCCCUUGCUGCUUGAAACGAGAUAAUGUUCUUUCCUUCAACAUUUGUGUGGUAUGUUCUAUUUAUUGCAGCUAUCCCCACAGUAAAAAAUGUGAAAAUAUUUGUCUUACCUUACAGAAGAAGCAUAUAAGAUGUAAAUGUGAGAAGCAUUUUGAAACCAAUGGGUUUCUAGUUCUCAUUUGUGCACGAAACGCAACUCUCUAUCUACAUGCAUAUAGAGGCAUGUGUGUCAACUCCAAGGGGGAUAAAAGAUGCGCCAGUGUUAGCAAUUUUGUCAAGUAGGCUUGAUUUACCUCUAGCACCCUAGAAGUAGAGAGGAACUCAAUAUUAGAGAAAGCAUUGUGGGAACACCAGUGGCCUCUGGCAAAGAUAUAGAAACGACACCUGCAGCAGCAGGCUGCUUUCAGCGCUCCUACAAUUGGUAGAAUCAAAUCUUUACAAAAAAUUUUCUGUCAACAUCCACUCUUAACGCAAA
Molecule: messenger RNA, 3341 nt
Organism: Neltuma alba
Lineage: Eukaryota; Viridiplantae; Streptophyta; Magnoliopsida; Fabales; Fabaceae
Product: pentatricopeptide repeat-containing protein At3g16610-like
Exons: 1
Coding region: 298-2805 (835 amino acids)
Biological process (GO): RNA modification
Molecular function (GO): protein binding; zinc ion binding; RNA binding
Source: RefSeq, a predicted model, not a curated record